Molecule: messenger RNA, 631 nt
Organism: Phoenix dactylifera (date palm)
Lineage: Eukaryota; Viridiplantae; Streptophyta; Magnoliopsida; Arecales; Arecaceae
Source: RefSeq, a predicted model, not a curated record
UCACCGAGAUGGCAGCUUUGUCCGGGACGAGUCGAGAGAUAUAGUUGAAAGAGCUACAACUCUUAUUUCAGAGCGUGUCGGGGAGUCAUCAUCAUCCGAUGCGGCCAGUCGCGUCGAGGCUCAGGUCUAUACCGAAUUAAUGGGCCCAGAAUGUUAUGGUCGAGUGAGGGGUUAUAGUGUUGGAGUUACCCCCACUCAGUUGUCUGCAGUGAGCCGAUAUACCCAAGAUGCUAGACAAGGUAGUAGCACUGCAGAGGUUUGUAGUCUGAAGGCAGAGAUGGCACAGAUAAAGCAGUCAUAUGAGGCAAGGAUAGAGGAGAUGAGUCAGAGUCAUAGGACCGAUAUGGAGGAGUUGAAGCAGCGCCAAGAGUUGAAGAUACAAUCUUUGCAAGAUCAGCUUGACCAUAUUUCAUCCUUUUUGCAGAGAUUUGCUCCUCCGGUCACUUGACAGCUAGGAGUGAUGUCUACAGCUUCGGGGUUGUCCUUCUUGAGCUCUUAACAGGACGCCGGUCUAUGGACAAGACUCGCCCGAGCAAGGAGCAGAGCUUGGUUGACUGGGCUCGCCCCAAGCUUAAUGACAAUACUGUAGAGAUGAUGAUGCCGACCCUUGAUACAUAUUGUAGAUUGUGUA